Molecule: messenger RNA, 2676 nt
Organism: Caenorhabditis angaria
Lineage: Eukaryota; Metazoa; Nematoda; Chromadorea; Rhabditida; Rhabditidae
Source: the annotation of a GenBank genome assembly
AUGAUGCGAGCUGCUUUGGUUCGAAGUUUUGGGAAAGCAGAUGUUAUUGAAAUUGUGAAUGAUGUACAAAUUCCGAGUUUGAAGCCGAAUCAGGUGAGAUUUUUAUAUGGAAUGGGAUUUAGCGGAACUUUGAACCGGAUAACGAAGAAUUUAGAGUUUAUAAACUAAAACUUAAGAAAAACCUUUAAAAAAAAGGGAAUUUUUCAAAAUUUCUGUAGGAAAAGAGUUUAGUUUCAAACUUUUUGAAAUUCAAGAGUUCUGUCACAUGUGAAAUUAUCAAAAAACAACCAAAAAUUGGAAAGAUACCGAAAUUUUCCUGAAAAAUUAUCGACAAUUUUUGAAAGGACAUAACUUACAACCUGAUUGAAAAUGUUAUUAAAAUUAGAAAUUCCCGGAUGCUUUGGGAAACAAAUUACAAAGCGUGAACUAGAAAUAAUGUACACGUCUAUCGAAAAAAUUGCUAAAAUUUAAAUUUUUAAAUUUCAGAUUCUGGUAAACAACAAAGCAGCCGGCGUAAAUCCAGUGGACACUUAUAUUCGAAGUGGAUUAUACGCAAAAUUACCGCAACUUCCCUAUACACCAGGAAAAGAUGGAGCCGGAAUUGUGAAAGAGGUAGGAAAAAAGGAAAAAUCCUCAUUGGAAUUGAUAAAAUGAUAAAUAGUUUUCAGAUCGGCAGCGAUGUGAAAAAUAAUCUCAAAAUCGGCGAUCGUGUUUGGUAUGGAAUGUUGACAAACGGCGGAUCAACGGCUCAAUUCACAGCGGCAGAUGUUGUAUUCAAACUCCCAGAUGGUAUGAUGAUUGUUAUUUGUAAUUAUUCAUUUAUGUCAGGCAGGGACCCUCUGUGUGAGAUAAUAUAGACAGAGAGACAGUGAUUAAAAGGAUCAUAGGAAAUAUUUAUGUUAUGCAAUCAUAUUUGAUUGAAAUUGGAAAAAAAUUUGAAAGGGUUUAGGAGAAAACUCAUCAAAUCGAAAAAUAAAACAUAUUUAAGUGAAUCCAAUGUUUCGAUUAAAUAAAAAUGAUGACAGAUGGCCGAGUUUUUCUCGUGUUUCAAGUGUAUUCGCGCUAAUUUGCAUUGUUCGGGGAGGCGAACUUGGAAGAAGAAGAAAUGAGCAGAAUUUACAUGAUGAAACUUGUUAGUAUUGAUUUGGUUUGGGUGGAAAUGGGAAUUUUAUUGAAUUAUAGAUGCACAAUUUUUGAUGAUAAAUGCAGUUUUAUUCGAAAUCUGACUAGGCCUAUGAUCUUUUUAGCUUAAAAACUGAAAGAUAAAGCCAAUUUUAAUUUUUUUAGAUUUGAAAAUCUCAUGAUUCAAUUCAUUUUUGAAUAAAAGACAAAAAUAGACAAACAGGUCCGAAAAAUAAGCUGUGCGAAAUUAUCCAGUAAAAAACUGUACAUUUAAAAAUUUUCCAAGGGAAACAUGUUGGUUUCGUUAGUAAAAAUUUCCUUAAAAAACCAAAUUUCACACUUCGAAACUUUUUUUUAGGACAGCUGCAGCCCAGGUGUGAAUUUUGAAAAUGUAUUUUUUUUUGAAAUUCCGAUUUAUGUAUUCGAAAUCGUUUCAAGACCCAAAAAACAUUAUCCAUGCUCCUUUAAUUGUUAUGAAUCAUCAAGAAGUCAAGUUUUAAAGGAACAUGGAUUCUUCAAAGCUUGUGACUCGUUUUUAUUUUGCUAACAAAAAUGCCGAAACUAUUCUUAUUAAGAUCAAAGGUCCUAUUUCUCCAAAACAAAAAAAUUUCGAAACGUAAAUCUCCCUGGUAUUUAAUUAUCUCAAAAGUCCCCUUCUAACAUGAUAUCAAUAUUUUCCGGUAAUCAGCCGCCCCAAACAAAGAAAUGACGCAAUCUCGUCAAAUUUCCGGCCAAAAAUCCUAUUUUCUUUAGAUGUCACAUUCGAGCAAGGUGCUGCAUUGGGUGUACCAUAUAUGACAGCUUAUAGAGCACUUUUCACAUUGGCAAGAGCAAAGGUGAGAAAUACGUUUCAAAAUAUUAUUUUGAGGAGAAUUGGAUUUGAAAUCACUUUCUGUUUAUCACAUUCUUGGGCAAAAACUUCUACACACAUGAAGCUUUACGAUUAAACUAACUAAUUUUGGAGAUACAAAAAGUCUUACAAAACAAUAUCUGAUAAAUUUUCAGACUGGUGACACGAUUCUAGUUCACGGUGCUUCUGGCGGAGUUGGCUCGGCUAUAGUUCAAUUCGCUAAAUGGAAAAAUAUAAAAGUAAUCGGAACCGCCGGGACUGAAACCGGUUUAGAAUAUGUUAAACAACUCGGAGCUGAAAACGCCUACAAUCAUCGAAAAACCGGAUAUAUCGAAGAAAUCAAGAAAAACUAUCCGAACGGUUUCAAUUUCAUAUUCGAAAUGGCGGCGCACAUCAAUCUCAAUAAUGAUUUAUCUUUAUUAUCAGCAGGUGGAAAAGUUGCUGUGAUUGGAAAUCGAGCGGAAACCACAAUCAAUGCGCGACAAUUAAUGGCUGGAGAAACUUCGAUUUUCGGUGUCGCCCUUGGACUCUCAACUUCUGAAGAAUAUUCGGAAUAUGGAAAAGAAAUUGGGAGAUUUUUAAGUGAGACGAAAUCUCGACCAAGUAUUGCCAAAGCUUAUAAAUUCGAAGAAAUUUCAAAGGCGCAUACGGAUAUUUUAGAAAAUCAAGGAGCUCAUGGACAAAUUGUCGUCAAUAUUGUUUGA